AUGCCCUACCUCGGCACCACCUCUCCCGGCGAGGGAGAGUCUGAAACCAUCGCACCGGUACUACCGUCCGCCACGGCACAGAAGCCCGGACAACCAUCGACCAUCUCCAUACCGGAGCUACGGCGCCGCGCAGGGGAUGGCGAUGCCGGCGCCCAGGUCGACCUGAGCAUCGCUCAGAAUCGGCAACCAGUCUCGCACAAGCUGGUUCCGCCGAAAGGCUGGGUGCACUUUGUGGCUGGAGGCGUCGGUGGGAUGUGCGGCGCGAUCAUCACCUCUCCGCUCGACGUGGUCAAGACGAGACUGCAGUCGGAUCUGUUUCAGAAGCAGGCAGCGAUCAAGGCUGCCGCCGCGCCUUCCAGCGUGCUCGGACAGACCAAGAAGCUGGCCUAUCACUUUGUCGAAACAGGGCAUCUGCUCAAGGAAAUCGCCACCAAAGAGGGCCCACGGGCCCUCUUCAAAGGUCUUGGGCCGACUCUGGUUGGCGUCAUUCCGGCGAGAUCCAUCAACUUCUAUACUUACGGCAAUGGCAAGCGGCUGCUGGCGGACCGCUUCAACGGAGGCGUCGAGACGCCUUUCGUGCACCUCAGUGCCGCAGCCAUCGCUGGCAUCACUACCGCGACCGCCACCAAUCCGAUUUGGGUCGUCAAAACGCGGCUGCAGCUCGAAUCCCACCAGCUCGAAGAAGCACUUAAGGCCAGUCGGGCUGCUGCCGUAGGUCCGAAGCGCAGCGCCAGCGCCGGUCGGCCGAGUGCGACGUCGGCGUCCUCGCACGCACGCCUCUCGACCUCUGCAAUCUCGCAAAAGCUCCAUCCUUCAAGCGCCUGGUCCAGUCAAGCCCUCGCAUCAUCGAAACAGGCAGCCUUUUUCAAAGCGGCGCCGUCUCCGCCAAGGCCGGCAGUCAACUCGUUUCAGAUGCUGACCGCAAUCAUCCGGUCAGAGGGCAUCAAGGGCCUAUAUCGAGGGAUGAGCGCGAGCUACCUCGGAGUCGCCGAGGGCACCAUCCAGUGGGUCCUGUAUGAGCGGCUUAAGAGGAUGGGCAGCGUCGGCGGGGAGGCAGAUGGGGCGCAGUCUUCCCAGAUAUCGCGCAUGGUGGGCGCAGCCGGGACAGCCAAAUUCGUUGCGAGCCUGAUCACGUACCCACACGAAGUGAUUAGGACACGGCUGCGGCAGCAGGUCAGACCCGGUCAAGCUCCAAAGUACACCGGCCUGAUGCAGACGAUCCAAGUGGUGCUGAGAGAGGAGGGCGCGGUCGCCCUCUAUGGCGGUCUGAGCGCCCAUCUGCUCCGCGUUGUUCCGAACGCCGUGGUCAUGUUCUCGAUCUACGAGGUGACGCUGCGGCUCGGGUCCACCAAGGCCCAGGCGUGA
Pseudozyma flocculosa PF-1 is the source of this 1365-nucleotide messenger RNA. RefSeq lists its product as uncharacterized. Gene Ontology annotation, cellular component: mitochondrion. Bases 1 to 1365 code for a protein of 454 amino acids. Gene Ontology annotation, biological process: pyrimidine nucleotide import into mitochondrion. Lineage: Eukaryota; Fungi; Basidiomycota; Ustilaginomycetes; Ustilaginales; Ustilaginaceae. Gene Ontology annotation, molecular function: pyrimidine nucleotide transmembrane transporter activity. The record is from RefSeq and is a predicted model, not a curated record. The transcript has 4 exons.